AUGGGCUAUCACACAGCUAAUUUUGUUCCAACCCUUCGUCAUACCACCUAUCCGGCCAUUGCCGAAACAAACCCCGAAUUAUCAGCAGAUGGUAAAGUGGUUUUCAUUACAGGCGGUGGUCAAGGCAUUGGGCGCCAAAUUGCCAAGUCUUUCCUCACUGCUGGGGCCAAAGGCAUAUUCCUUGUUGGACGAAAUGAAUUGACCUUGCAAGAUGCAGUCAGCGAGCUGAACAAUUUGCAAGGGUCUACAGGUAACAAAACGACCUUUCACUAUGCCAAGACCGAUGUUACAGAUGCGGAUGCUGUUGCAUCUGCUUUCAAGCAGGCCAUUGAAGUAUUUGGUCAUAUCAACAUAUUGAUCCAGAAUUCUGGCUACCUUGAUGAUCACCGUUCUGUAUUAGACUCUGACCUCGAUGACUACUGGAAAACCUUUGAAGUUAAUGUCAAGGGAGGUCUCCAUGUCGUCAAACAAUUCCUAAAGCAGAGCAGAGGUGGCGACACUAUAAUUAACAUGAGCUCUGGAGCUGGACAUCUCCCCUACAUCCCAGGAUACUCAGCCUAUUCGGCGUCUAAACUUGGCUUUGCAAAGAUCAUGGAAUAUGUCCAACACGAGCAUCCUGAUCUGCGAGUCUUCAAUAUUCAACCUGGAGCUGUUGAGACUGCGAUGCAAGCCAAAAGUGGUAUUCCUGCCGUUGAUGAAAUUAGCCUUCCGGCAUCGUACUGUGUGUGGUUAGCUGGUUCUAAGGAUGCAGACAACCUGAAGGGCAGAUUCCUAUGGACAAAUUGGGAUGUCGAUGAACUGAUGGACCGUGUUGAUGAGAUUAAGGAGAAGAAUCUUUUGGUCCAUGGACUGAAUGGCUGGUAA
This is a messenger RNA of Fusarium venenatum, 864 nucleotides long. RefSeq lists its product as uncharacterized. Lineage: Eukaryota; Fungi; Ascomycota; Sordariomycetes; Hypocreales; Nectriaceae. Gene Ontology annotation, cellular component: membrane. The record is from RefSeq and is a predicted model, not a curated record.